AUGACGUCCGUGUUCUUCUCCCUGACGGGAGAGUCUUGCUUCACGCCAUCAGAGGCGGAGAAGCUCAAGAAGCGCAUCAAUGCAUCGGGCCCGACGCAGGUGUCAUCGAUCCGCGGGCACUGGGCGUACCACGUGAACCUGACGCCGUCGACGUCGCCCAACGACGUGAUCGACGAGGUGGAGCAGCUGCUGCCGCUGGGGACCGGCUCAAAGGCAGCAGCAGGACCGACGGCCGCCGUCGGACAGACGCGGACGUUUGCCAUCGCACCGCGCAACAUCUCGCCAUGGAGCAGCAAGGCAACGAACAUUGCGUUUGUGUGCGGGCUGCAGGGGCGGGUAGAGCGGAUCGAGCGCAGUCGCUCGGUGACGGUGGAAUUUGCGGAGCCGCUGGAGAGCAGCAGUAGCAGCAGCAGCAGCGACGAGAUUCCUUUCCGGGACGUGAUCUACGACCGGAUGACAGAAUCGAUCCGGACAGGCGGCGAGCCAGAUUUGACAGCGAUGUUUGCGACAGCAGAGCGACAGCCGCUAGAGGUGGUGGACAUCUUUGGGACGGAGGGAUCGACACCACUGGAGGUACUGCAGGCGUACAACCGGCAGCGAGGAUUGGCACUGGAUGGCGACGAGAUGGCGUAUCUGGUGGCCGAGUUCCAGCGGCUGGGACGCAACCCGCACGACGUGGAGUUGUUCAGCUUUGCGCAGGUCAACUCAGAACACUGCCGCCACAAGCAGUUCAACGCGAGCUGGACGAUCGACGGACAGCCACAGGCCAAGUCACUCUUCCAGAUGAUCCGCAACACGCACGAGCGCAACUCGUCGUAUACGGUGUCGGCGUACAGCGACAACGCGGCCGUGUUUCGGUCGGAGUCGCCGCUGUUCUGGGCGCCGGACUACUCGACCCGGGUCUGGCGGCUGCAGCGGGAGCUGGACCCGCCGUGCUUCCUGGCCAAGGUCGAGACGCACAACCACCCAACGGCCAUCUCGGCCUUUGCGGGAGCAGCAACAGGGGCCGGCGGUGAGAUCCGCGACGAAGGCGCCGUCGGUCGCGGAUCGACGCCCAAGGCCGGGCUGUGCGGAUUUUGGGUGUCGGAUCUGCUGAUCCCGGACCUGCGGGCGCCGUGGGAGACGGACAUUGGCAAGCCGGGCCACUACACGAGCAGCCUGGACAUUAUGCUGGAGGCACCGAUCGGAUCGGCACGCUACAACAACGAGUUUGGGCGGCCGAGCAUCACGGGCGUGUUCCGGACACUGCUCGCACGGGAGGAGGGCGAGACCGAAGCCGAGGCUGCAGUAGAGGGCAACGGAGCAACAGACGAGUGGCGUGGCUACCACAAGCCGAUCAUGAUUGCCGGCGGACUGGGCACGGUGCGGCCGCAGCACGCACUGAAGCGGGCACACGAUGUGGCAGAGGGAGCUCACGUGAUCGUGUUGGGCGGCCCGGCGAUGCUGAUUGGGCUGGGUGGCGGAGCUGCGUCGAGCAGUGCAGGCGGCGAGUCGACGGCAGAGCUAGAUUUUGACAGCGUGCAGCGAGGCAACCCGGAGGUGGAGCGGCGGGCACAGAUGGUGAUCAAUACGUGCGUGGCGCUAGGAGACCAGAACCCAAUCGCGAUGAUCCACGACGUGGGUGCGGGCGGACUGUCGAACGCGCUGCCGGAGCUGGUCAAAGACGCCGGCUACGGCGGCCGGUUCGAGCUACGGCAGGUCGAGAGCGCGGACGGCAGCAUGAGCCCGCUGCAGAUCUGGUGCAACGAGGCACAGGAGCGCUAUGUGCUGCUGGUCAACGCGGAAGGCUACAAUCGCUUUGUCAGCAUCUGUCGGCGCGAGCGAUGCGGCUUCUCGGACGUGGGCACGACGGUAGCGGCAGCCGUGGGCGGCGGACACCCAGGUGAACCAGAACAGGCAGCGCGUUUGGUGGUGAUGGACCGCGAGAGCGCCGAGCACCCGCGACCGAUCGACCUGCCGAUGACGACGCUCUUUCCCGAAGGCCGGCGGCUGGAGCGGGCGGUGGAGUCACGCAAGGCGACGCUGGCACCAUUUGCGCCUGCAGAGAUCAUCGCGGAGACAUACGGCAAGGGCCUCACGGCGCAGGAAGCACUCGCAGAGACGGUGCGUCGCGUACUGCUGGUGCCGUCGGUCGGGUCCAAGUCGUUCCUAAUCACGAUCGGCGACCGAUCGGUGGGUGGAUUGGUGUCACGUGACCAGAUGGUGGGUCCGUGGCAGACGCCCGUAGCCGACGUGGCCGUGACGGCGGGCAGCUUCACGACCGAGGGCAGCAAGGCGCGGCCGGGCGAAGCGAUGGCGAUGGGCGAGAGGCCGACGCUGGCACUGAUCUCGCCAGCUGCGUCGGCGCGCAUGGCGGUGGCCGAGAGCUUGACGAACCUGGGUGCAGCCGAUCUCAAGGGCGGACUGCGGCGCGUAAAGCUGUCGGCCAACUGGAUGGCGGCAGUGAACCACGCGGGCGAAGGUGCGGCACUGUACGAAGCGGUGCGGGCGAUCGGCGAGGAGCUGUGUCCGAAGCUGGGGUUGGAGAUUCCCGUCGGCAAGGACUCGACAUCGAUGAAGGUGAGCUGGGGAGGGAAGAAGGAGGACUCGGAAACAAAGGGAAAGAAGACAUCCGUGACGGCACCGGUGUCGGUUGUGAUCUCGGCCUUUUCGGUGGUGGGCGACACGAUGCGCACAUGGACGCCACAGCUGCGCCGGGUGGAAGAGGUGGGCGAGACGGUGCUGCUGUUCGUGGACCUGGCCCGAGGCUACCAGGCGCUGGGCGGAUCAGCACUGGCACAGGCGCUGGGACGAGUGGGCAACGAGGCGCCAGACGUGCGUGACAAGGCACGGGGUGACAACAUGCUGGCCGACUACUUUGACGCGCUGUCGCAGCUGCACGAGAGCGGGGUGGUGCUGGCAUACCACGACCGAUCGGAUGGCGGCUUGUUGACGACGCUGGCCGAGAUGAUGUUUGCCGGACGAUGCGGCGUGGACGUGAUGCUAGACGACAUUGCGCAGUCAGGAUCGCAGGCAGACGUGCUGGCGGCCCUGUUCAACGAGGAGUUGGGUGCAGUGUUCCAAGUGCGCAAAGCGGACGUGAGCCUGUUCAAGAAGGGCUUCUCGACCUGCGGACCACCAGCCGGGCUAAUCCGCAAGUUUGGCGUGGUGACGCCAAUGACCAACCGCGAUGGCAGCACACGGUCACAGACGCUGACGAUUCGCUACGGCAACGACACGCUGCUGCAGCUGCGACGAUCCGAGCUGCAGGGCUGGUGGUCACAGACGUCGGCAGCGAUGCAGCGGUUGCGCGACGACCCGGGCUGUGCAGACGCAGAGCUGGCGACGAUCGACGACGACAGCGACCCAGGCUUGGCAUACCGGCUGACAUACACGGUGACAGACGGGCUGGCACCACUGACGGCACCACUGUCACGGCUGUUGGGCCGGGCGCCUCGGGUGGCUAUUCUGCGGGAGCAGGGCGUCAACGGACACGCAGAGAUGGCGUUUGCGUUCCGAGCAGCCGGCUUCGACCCGGUCGACGUGCACAUGACGGACGUGUUGGAGGGCCGCGACCUGGCCGAUUUUGCCGGGCUGGCAGCCUGUGGCGGUUUCUCGUACGGCGACGUGCCAGCGGCCGGCAUGGGCUGGGCGGCGUCGGUGCUGCUGCACGCGGGAGCGCGCCGCGUGUUUGCCGACUUCUUUGCACGCCCAGACACGUUUGCGCUCGGCGUCUGCAACGGCUGUCAGAUGCUGGCGCGGCUGCAGAGUCUCAUCCCGGGCGCCGACCACUGGCCGACGUUUGUGGACAACAUUAGUCAGCAAUUCGAAGCCCGCCUCACGAUGGUGCGCAUCGAGGCCGACGACGCCAGCCGGAUCGACGGCGUGCCCCCGUCCAUCUUUCUGCAUGGCAUGGCCGGCUCUGCGCUGCCGGUGGUGGUGUCCCACGGCGAGGGCCGCGCGCUCUUCGCCUCGCCCGCUGACCGCGACGCUGUCGACCAGGGCGGCCUCGCCCCCGUGCGCUACGUCGACAACCGCCUCCGCGUCACCGAAGCCUACCCCGCCAACCCCAACGGCAGCCCAGCGGGCAUCGCCGCCGUGCGCAGCCGCGACGGCCGCGUGCUCGCCAUGAUGCCCCAUCCUGAACGCACCAUCGUUGCCGGCGUCGGCUCCUACCUGCCGCCGGACGCGAUCGAGCAGUGGGGCGACUACGGACCGUGGAUUCGCAUGUUCCGCAGCGCGCGGCGGUGGGUGGGAUGA
This is a messenger RNA of Grosmannia clavigera kw1407, 4239 nucleotides long. Its product is annotated as phosphoribosylformylglycinamidine synthase. The record is from RefSeq and is a predicted model, not a curated record. Gene Ontology annotation, molecular function: phosphoribosylformylglycinamidine synthase activity. Lineage: Eukaryota; Fungi; Ascomycota; Sordariomycetes; Ophiostomatales; Ophiostomataceae. Gene Ontology annotation, biological process: 'de novo' IMP biosynthetic process. The transcript has a single exon. Bases 1 to 4239 code for a protein of 1412 amino acids.